ACAGGUUAAACUGCAUAUGUUUAAGAAAUGAGUUAAUGCUGAAGCCUAGUCCAAGAUCACCUUUUCACAAGAUUUUUGUCAGAUUAUCUUCUUACAUGACUUCACUGGAAAGCAACCAUAACUUUUACCAGCUAACUCCAGUUCAACUGGGAUGUGAAGUGCGUGGAAUUGAUUUAAAGAAAGAUGUGCCGAAGGAAGUUAUUUCUGCAAUCAAGGAAGAUGUGACAAAACAUAGAAUAUUAAUUUUCAAGGAUCAAGGUGUUGUUAGUGGCCCGAGACAUGUUGAAAUUGGAAAAUGGUUUGGUGAGCCUGAAUCUACAUUUUACAAACAUCCCCGAUCACCUCAUCCUGAUGUUUUUCGUGUUUCAAACGAUCGUAGUGAAGGAUGUACAAACGUAGGCCGCACAGGAUGGCAUAUAGAUGGAAGUUUUCAAGAAGCGCCUUUUGGUUAUGCUGUUUAUCAUAUGGGUUGA
Messenger RNA from Macrobrachium nipponense, 473 nucleotides. Its product is annotated as alpha-ketoglutarate-dependent sulfate ester dioxygenase-like. The transcript is spliced from 5 exons. The record is from RefSeq and is a predicted model, not a curated record. Gene Ontology annotation, molecular function: oxidoreductase activity. The coding region runs from base 36 to 473 and encodes 145 amino acids. Lineage: Eukaryota; Metazoa; Arthropoda; Malacostraca; Decapoda; Palaemonidae.